Theobroma umbraticum is the source of this 1071-nucleotide messenger RNA. Its product is annotated as tRNA dimethylallyltransferase. Gene Ontology annotation, molecular function: single-stranded DNA binding. Gene Ontology annotation, biological process: double-strand break repair via homologous recombination. Lineage: Eukaryota; Viridiplantae; Streptophyta; Magnoliopsida; Malvales; Malvaceae. The record is from RefSeq and is a predicted model, not a curated record. Gene Ontology annotation, cellular component: Shu complex.
ACAAAGAAAACAGAAAUCGGACACCGCACUCUCCAUGGAUUCCUGGAUGAGCAAGAGACGCCGCUGGCCUUGGGCCCAAGGGUCUUGAUCUUCAAGACUCUUGCUAUGAAUCAGCAAUCCGUUACUUUUGCACCACAAUUGAGUCCGAACUCUUGGGCCUCCAGCAAAAUUAUAACGACAUUUGGCACAGUUGGCAUGUCAUGAUAUCGAACAUAUACAUAUACAUAUAGAAACAGAGUUGUCACAUUGAAAAUCUAGAAUUAUUGGUAUUGGCCCAGUCAUAAAACACCAUUUUGCAAGCGCAUCUAGCAGCGUGGCUGAAGUUACCGAGGGACCAUGGUAGACAGGUUCUUCCUGGCAAGGCCAAGUGAUGUCCACCAGCAAGAAUCUGACUCAAUUACACUUCUCUCGGGACCCCCCUCCUGUGGGAAGACUUCGUUGCUAUUCCAGUUUGCAAUCAACUCAGCGUUAGAGUGCAGCUCUAGCAAUCGUAAAGUGGUUUUUAUAUGUAACCGGCGAAGGCUAGAAAACAAGCCCCCUUAUUUGUACCAGGGCAUUGAUCCAUCCUAUGAUGUCUUUCAGCGAAUAAAAAUGAAAUAUGCUGAUGAUGACGAUGGGAUCAAGAAGUACUUCGCUGCAUUUCACCUUCACGACACGUUUCCAGCUGCAGUUAUCGUUGAUGAUUUUGGAAAUUUCUUCGAAGAAAGGAGCUGUCAAGAGAGAUAUGGUAAUCCUCGUGGAAGAGACUUGGCAAUGGUUCGGACUCUAGCUUUGUGUCAAAAUGCAAUAACCCAUGCAUGUAAAAAAGGGCCUUGCAAGCUUUUACUAUCUGAUACGCACCAUGGGGACUCUCCAAGGUUGCUAUUUAUCUACAAGAGAUGGAUUUCCGCCAUUUUUACAGUCAAAGGUGAUGGUGCCGGAUCAUUUCUAUUGAAAUAUAACAAGUAUCCAGGAAAUGGCAGUUCUAUGAGCAAAAGAAUAGCAAAGUACUCCAUAGCGUUCCAGUAUUUGUUUUUGGAGGAGAUCACUGAGGAUGGUGAUGAUGAACAGUAGUAAUGUUACCAAACUUCA